CCCCCUCAAAGAUAACAACAGGAUAGAACAUUUCUCCAGAAAAAAAAACCUUGAAGGCAAAAAAACAGAAAAGAAGAAGAAAUGGCUUGUUCAACUACAAUGUCCUUCUCUUUGAAAUUCUUCUCAUCCUCAUCCUCAUCCUCAUCAUCUUCUUCUUCAGCAAAAAAUUUCAAUGUAGUUCGUCUAACAAACUUUUCCAAAGGAACAAACUCACUGAAGCUCAGUUCUUGUCAAAACAUUUCAGGCUCAUUCUCACCUUCAAUUCUCGCUGUGAAUAAACUCUCUGUAUCCCAGCAAACUCCAACUUUUACUGUCUUUGCUGCUAAAGGUUACAAAUUGAAAACCCACAAGGCUUCUGCAAAGAGAUUUAGGGUUACUGGAAAUGGGAAGAUAGUGAGGAGAAGAGCUGGAAAGCAACAUUUGUUGGGGAAGAAGAACACCAAGAGGAAGAACCGAUUGUCCAAAAUUCAUCCCGUCGACCGCGCUGACUAUGACAAUGUGAUCAAAGCCUUGCCGUAUCUUAAAGUCAAUCGGUUAGCAAAGUAAGGUGAUGAUUCCCAUGGAUCCAUGAAUUUGUCUUUUCUCAUGUUUUUAUGUGAUCUAAAUUUGUAUCUUUUUGUUGAAGAGGACUAGUUCUUUGGUUCUAGCUUUUGAGAAUGUAAAAUCAAUCUCUUUUUUGUUUCAUUCCCACAAGCAUAUGAACUUUUGUUGUAUGAUAACUUCAUUUUCUUUGCUUUCUGUCCUCGACACCCAUUGAUGAUUCAUGACUACUCUAGUUGUCGUCAGUUAUUUC
Molecule: messenger RNA, 793 nt
Organism: Papaver somniferum (opium poppy)
Lineage: Eukaryota; Viridiplantae; Streptophyta; Magnoliopsida; Ranunculales; Papaveraceae
Product: 50S ribosomal protein L35, chloroplastic-like
Exons: 3
Coding region: 82-546 (154 amino acids)
Biological process (GO): translation
Cellular component (GO): ribosome; large ribosomal subunit
Molecular function (GO): structural constituent of ribosome
Source: RefSeq, a predicted model, not a curated record